Molecule: messenger RNA, 2918 nt
Organism: Salarias fasciatus (jewelled blenny)
Lineage: Eukaryota; Metazoa; Chordata; Actinopteri; Blenniiformes; Blenniidae
Gene: cdc42ep1a
Product: CDC42 effector protein (Rho GTPase binding) 1a
Exons: 4
Coding region: 744-1940 (398 amino acids)
Biological process (GO): Rho protein signal transduction; positive regulation of pseudopodium assembly; positive regulation of actin filament polymerization
Cellular component (GO): plasma membrane; cytoskeleton; cytoplasm
Molecular function (GO): small GTPase binding
Source: RefSeq, a predicted model, not a curated record
CGCGCGGCUCAGCAGCAGCGCGUCAGUCCGCGCGCUCCGGCGGCUCUCCCGGUUCUUCCCCAGCCACCGCUGCAGUCCUCUGGGAAGACAUUUACCGGACUCAGCCGAACCUUUUUUCUUCUCUUCUCGGUUUCCCCUGAAAUCGGAACCGGCGGAUCCUCCUCAGACCGGGACGGCAGCAGCCAGGUCUACCCCAGGAAGAGGCUCCCUGCUGGGGAUAAUGGAGGAGAUGAAGGAUUAGGGGAUAAUCCGGGAUGGUUCCAUGGUGCGACCGCAGAACCGUUUGCAGCUGGACUCGGACCUAUUUCUGAGCCGAUGUUGACGAAGCCAAAGCCCGAAGCGAGCCAAGCAAUCUGACCACACUCCAACUGGACCGGCCGCCGUCAGGAACUCGACUGCGUCCUGCUCUCCUCAAUUUAUGCCUGUUUAAUUUAGCCAGCUAUGCACGGCAACGAGCUACAAAGAGUGGGACAGAAUCUGGCCUGUACAUGAUAAACAUAGAUCAUAUCCCAGCGAACUAUUUGGCGCUACGAGCCAGGAGUUCAGCGUUUCAGGCUCAGAAAUUGCACAGUUUCAUGAUCUUGGAAUAACCUUUCAAGGCUUUUUUUUUUUUUUUCUAGUUCUGCGCUUUGGACCGCUGCUGCCAGCGAUUUUGGCAAUAACCGAGGAGUAGAGAAUUAAAACUUUGUUGUUUUGGUUGGAUUAAAAGAAGUCCUAGGAAUAGUCUGAAAGCCAUUCCGAUCAUGAAUCUUCAGGAGAAGCUGUCAGGCCUCAAGGGUCUGGUCUCUCACUCCCACAGCAAGCGCCGUUUCAAGGGCGACCUCACGGUGGACAUGAUCAGCCCUCCCCUGGGCGACUUCCGCCACACCAUGCACGUGGGCCGCGGCGGCGACGUGUUCGGGGACACUUCCUUCCUCAGCAAUCACGGCGGGACGGGCAACGGCAGCAAUGGCGAAACGGAUUCUGUUUCCUCACCUGACAACAAGAUCGGGGCGUUCUUCUCCAGGACCCUCCGUCAGAUCCGGAGGGGCUCGGACAACCGGCCCAGAGAGGAAUCCAAGGAUCUGUCGCCGCCGCCGCCGCCCGUUUCUCCCAUCAUCAAAAACGCCAUCUCCCUCCCCAGACUGGAUGUGGAUAUGCCGAAUGGGAGUCCCACCACCAAAGUGCUUUUCCCCAGCUCUCAAAGUACACCAGAGGAUAUGAAAAGCUCAUAUGGUCUGGAGUCGGGUUUCGUCACGCUGCCUCGUCUGUCCCGGGCGGAGCGCCAGCAGCCGUCCAUCUCCAUCCCCUCUCCCUGCUCUGCGAACAUCCACCGCGGCUCGCUGACCGACCCCGCCGACGCCAUCUUAUCCACCCGCGCCUCCUCCUCCGUGACCUCCGACCCCAAGCACACCGCCUACUCCGACUCCCUGCCGUCCCUCACCUCCCUGGACACCUUCACCUUCGACCUGGGCCCGUCCCUGAUGAGCGAGGUGUUCGGCCUGAUCGACGGACACUCGUCGGAGGAGCACGGCCACGCCUGGGAGGCCGAGGAGGCGGGGUCGGCCUGCGGGAUGACCAACGACGGGUCGGAGCUGGACUCAGCCACGAUCUCGUACGUGGAUUCGCUGCUGAGGGAGGACUGCGGGAGCAGGAAGAGUCCGCACGCCGCCGAGUGGGAGGAGGAGGACCGGAGCGCCGUGGAGGUCAACGGGUUUGGCCUUUCCGGUAAAGUACCCGAUGUGGUGAUGGGGUCUUCUGAGCGAGCGACAGUGGGGGUGAGGAUGGAGAGCGAGCGGUUCCAGAGCGCUACAGACGUGCUGGCACGCCACUAUGGCGGCAGCUUCUUGAAGGGACAGGGCCGAUCGGAGGCCAGCGACUCGGAGGUGAUGAUCAUGAUCCAACCAAAGAAGAAAAUGUCCUUCACCUACAUGGACGACGACGACGAAAUCAAAGUCUGAGCAAGCCGAAGAAGCAGAUCGUACUUCUUUUUUAAAACUCCAAUCCGAUGUAUGAUUCCUCUGCAAAUUCCAAAGACAUUAAUCAUCUAACGGUUGACAAGGGUUGUUGGGCUGACGGAUUGAAAAUCACAACUUGAAUCCUUCACGUGGAUUCCGUCACUUCUUUGUAGCCGUGCUUCCAGGAGGUGAAGUUGUGACGCAUACCCGCUGCUGAAUGUAUGAAAAAAGGAGCGAGAGGGACUGCAAUGUGACAACUGUUCAUGGAAAGUGAGGACGCGCCAGAGAAUGUAGCUGAGAUCGUCUUAAAGGAAACACCAGUGAUACAUAAAUCACACGCCACAAAGCCUGUCGCUCACUUUAUGCCCGCACACACACUUCCUCAUACAUUAAGGGAAAAACAUUCUCAGAGAGAAACCGCACCACUGAUGAGUACACGGAGGAAAAGCGACUGUUAAAAAUAUAUUUAAUAGCUUUUCAGUUAUUUGGCAUCACCGCAGUCUCUUGUCAGCUUUACACUCAGGAAUAUACCAAACAAUGGGAGGAAAAAGGGAGGAGGACAGAAGAACAAGAGAUCAGGAAUCUCACACUUCGUGGAGUAACAGCCUUGUUAGGAAAAGUUCAGAAAUGUCACUUGACACACUACACAGAUAAAGGGAAUAUUACAACUACUACAGGUAUUUGCUAAGUGCACCUAAACCCUGAACCAUAUAAUUGUUCAUUUUAUGCUGCAGUCAUUUUAUGUAGAUACUCUGCGCACCUUUUUGAUUAUGAAGUUCGACCUCUGUAUUGCUUUUUGUAGAAGAAUUGCCAUUAUUAUGUUUUUAUACAACUGUACAUUACGAUAUGAAGUGACCUCCUAUGAAUACUUCCAGUAUGAGCACCUGCAGUCCUUAAUGCAAUUCACAUCCAUAUGCUGCAGUCAGUACCAAUGAUAUACUUAUGAUGAUGUAAAAUGACAAUAAAAGAUAUUUUUAAUUA